GAAACUUUUGUCGACGACUCCACCGUUGAUUUCGUUGGACAGACUGAAGAGUCCGCGAUGCAGAUCUUCGUAAAAACCCUUACGGGUAAAACCAUCACUCUCGAGGUCGAGUCUUCGGACACGAUCGACAAUGUCAAGGCCAAAAUCCAGGAUAAGGAGGGCAUCCCCCCCGACCAGCAACGUCUCAUUUUUGCUGGAAAGCAGCUUGAGGAUGGCCGCACUCUUAGCGACUACAACAUCCAGAAGGAGUCGACCUUGCACCUUGUGUUGAGACUCCGUGGUGGUGCCAAGAAGCGUAAGAAAAAGACCUACAACACCCCCAAAAAGAUCAAGCACAAGCGCAAGAAGGUCAAGAUGUCCAUCCUGAACUACUACAAGGUGGACUCGGACGGCAAGAUCAAGCGUCUUCGUCGUGAAUGCCCGACUGCCGAGUGCGGUGCUGGUAUCUUCAUGGCGUUCCACCAAGACCGUCAAUACUGCGGCAAGUGUGGCCUUACGUACACCUUCGCUGCUGGCUCGAAGCCUCCAACUGCAUGA
Messenger RNA from Mycena indigotica, 537 nucleotides. Its product is annotated as Ubiquitin/40s ribosomal protein S27a fusion. The transcript has 5 exons. Bases 58 to 537 code for a protein of 159 amino acids. Gene Ontology annotation, cellular component: nucleus; cytoplasm; ribosome. The record is from RefSeq and is a predicted model, not a curated record. Gene Ontology annotation, molecular function: structural constituent of ribosome; protein tag activity; ubiquitin protein ligase binding. NCBI's taxonomy places the organism in Eukaryota, Fungi, Basidiomycota, Agaricomycetes, Agaricales, Mycenaceae. Gene Ontology annotation, biological process: translation; modification-dependent protein catabolic process; protein ubiquitination.